UCCUCGUCGGGUUGCUCCUCUCGUGCGUCGCCAUGAGCAAUGGAGCAAGAAUCCUGGAGGAGGAGACGACUCCUUCCAAAGGCGAGGAGCACCUGCCGGAGCUGCCAGCGCUGCCCAAGGUCGAGCUGCCACUAUUCCCGGAGGUGCAUCUGCCACCUAAGCCUGAGCUGCCCAAGGUAGAGCUGCCCUCUUUCCCUGAGGUGCACUUGCCACCCAAGCCCGAGCUGCCAACGUUCCCCGAGGUGCACCUUCCAGCCAAGCCGGAGCUGCCUAAGGUGGAGCUGCCACCGAAGCCAGAGAUGCCCACCAUCCCGGAAUUUCACUUCCUGGAGCCGGAGGCUAAGCCAUGAAAACUGUCUUCAAUUGUCUUCUCUUUGCUUGUGGUCCUACAUGUACCAGUUGCUUGUGUUGUGUCUUUCGUGGUUGUUUAGUCUAGAUUUUUGGCGAGUCAUUUGUAUAAUGUGAAGCGCUUACGUAUUGCAUCUAUUUAGAUGGAACACACAUGUACAAAACAGAUGGAUGUUUAUACCAAUGUAUUUCCCUUUCAAUGAAAAACAUUUGAAAAGUUUAGACUC
Triticum dicoccoides is the source of this 575-nucleotide messenger RNA. Its product is annotated as protein PELPK1-like. The transcript has a single exon. NCBI's taxonomy places the organism in Eukaryota, Viridiplantae, Streptophyta, Magnoliopsida, Poales, Poaceae. The record is from RefSeq and is a predicted model, not a curated record. Bases 33 to 350 code for a protein of 105 amino acids.